This is a messenger RNA of Trichoderma reesei QM6a, 1020 nucleotides long. RefSeq lists its product as uncharacterized. The record is from RefSeq and is a predicted model, not a curated record. Bases 1 to 1020 code for a protein of 339 amino acids. The transcript has 2 exons. Lineage: Eukaryota; Fungi; Ascomycota; Sordariomycetes; Hypocreales; Hypocreaceae.
AUGUCACCGAUCGCCCCAUACGCCAACGAUCACCGCGACACAAAUGGCCCCGGAGACGCCCGUCCUACCGCACUCAAGAUUGUCCGCGAUCAGGCCUUGGACGGACAGCUCAGCGGGAAAGUGAUUCUCGUAACUGGGGGCACUUCCGGCAUCGGGUUUCAGACUGUACGUGCCUUGCAUGUUACUGGCGCUGACGUUUACUUUACCGGUCGAGAAAAUCAGAAAGGCAAAGAGGCGGAGGAGGAGCUGAGGCGUGAUGGAAAACCGGGAAAGGUUGAGUAUAUGGAGAUGGGCUUGGAUUCACUGCGGAGCGUACGGGAGUUUGCGGCUGAGUUUCUGAAGCGAACUGGUGGUAGUGUCAACAUUCUGAUAUGCAAUGCCGGCAUCCGCGGAUAUCCCAAAGGCCAGACCGAAGAUGGCUUCGAGUUGCACUUUGGAACCAACCACCUCGGGCACUUUGCUCUCUUUCAGGCUCUCAAAGAUGCUUUGAUCGCUUCAAGCAAACCUUCUUUCCAGUCUCGUGUUGUCUGCCUGUCAGCUUCGGGUCACCGCCAAUCAAGCAUCCGCUUCGACGACAUCAACUUUGACCAGGAAGAUGUGUACCAACCUCUACUGGGGUACGCCCAAUCCAAGACGGCCAACAUUUACAUGGCGCUUGAAAUCGAGAGACGGUAUGGAGCGAAGGGCGUUCGUGGCCUGGCUGUUCAUCCGGGUGGAAUUAGCGGCACGAGACUCAAUCGGAUGACGCCUGAGACACAGCUCAACGCCUUGAUCAGCGAUCCGAAGAUUGCACGAAAGAUGAAGAGUGCGGAGCAGGGAGCCGCAACUACAGUAUGGGCGGCUGUAGCUGCCGAGUGGGCAGAAAGGGGGGGCGUUUAUUUGGAAGACUGUCAGGAGAGCGAGCCUUGGAACGGAGAUGAGACUGUUUUGGCACCUGGUUAUGCACUCCAUAUUCAUGAUGCAGAGAGUGCAUCAAGGCUGUGGGAGAUCAGUCUGGAGAUGAUUGGAUCGGUUGUAUGA